AUGAAUCCACCUCCUCAAUCAUAUUCAGGGGGCAAGGAGGAGGAGAAGGAAAAGGACAAGGCAAGACUGAGGUUCAAGUUUGACAAGGUGAUGAUCAAGGCCAAUGGUGUAAACUACAUCACCGAGGGCGUCGUUGGCAAUGGUUCAUUCGGUGUAGUAACCCAAGCCAUCGUAGCAGAUACCAAAGAGCUUGUAGCCAUUAAGAAAGUCCUACAAGACCAACGAUUCAAGAAUCGAGAACUACAGAUAAUGAAAAUGCUUAAUCAUAUAAAUGUCGUACAACUUAAGAACAGCUUCUUCACCUCUGACAACGAUGAAGUAUAUCUGAAUCUUGUAUUGGAGUAUGUACCUGAUACGGUGUACAGGGUGGUAAGAAGCCACUCUGUGUCUCGACAACAGUUGCCAUGGAUCUACGCCAAACUUUAUGCGUACCAACUAUGCCGAGCACUCAACUACGUCCACUCUCUUGGCAUCUGUCAUCGUGACAUCAAGCCACAGAACCUACUAAUGGACACAAAGACAAGCAUAUUGAAACUAUGUGACUUUGGAAGCGCUAAAGUCCUUACCAAAGGUGAAUCAAACAUAUCAUACAUUUGCUCAAGGCAUUACCGAGCACCAGAGUUGAUCUUUGGCGCCACAAACUACACGACGGCUAUUGAUACGUGGUCGAUAGGAUGUGUGCUGGCAGAGCUACUCAUCGGGCAUCCACUGUUCCCAGGUGAGAAUGGAAUCGACCAGUUGGUGGAGAUCAUCAAGGUACUUGGCACGCCAACCAAAGAGCAGAUACACGUGAUGAACCCAUACUACUCAUCAUUCAAGUUUCCAGAGAUCAAAGCCAAUCCCUGGACAAAGAUAUUCAGAGCAAAGGAGGUACCUCCAGAGACUAUCGACUUGAUAUCCAAAAUACUACACUAUGAACCAAACAAUCGAUUGAAACCAACCGAGAUAAUGGCACAUCCAUUCUUUGAUGUGUUGCGCGAUCCCAAAACGACACUGCCCGAUGGCAAGCCCCUGCCUCCUUUGUUCAACUUCACCAUUGCCGAGCAAUUGACAAUGAGUGCCAAGACGGCGGCAAUCCUCGUGCCGAGCCACGCGAUGAACUCCAUCGAGCUGCCCUCGCCACUCUUCCCACACUUGGUCAGUGGCGGCGGCGGUGGCGGCGGCAGCGGCACCACCAAUCAACAACCUGUAACAUCCUCCUCCUCAUCAUCAUCGUCGUCAACCACCACUCCCACACCAUCGCCAUCCAAUCUCUCCGCUGCCAACAUCGAAGCAGCCGCCCAAGACACAACAUCGUCUUGUUCUGAUCCAACCGACAUUGCAGAAACAGCAAGAGUCGCUCAGUAA
This is a messenger RNA of Acytostelium subglobosum LB1, 1347 nucleotides long. RefSeq lists its product as hypothetical. Gene Ontology annotation, cellular component: cytoplasm. Gene Ontology annotation, biological process: protein phosphorylation; signal transduction. Bases 1 to 1347 code for a protein of 448 amino acids. Gene Ontology annotation, molecular function: ATP binding; protein serine/threonine kinase activity. The transcript is spliced from 6 exons. NCBI's taxonomy places the organism in Eukaryota, Evosea, Eumycetozoa, Acytosteliales, Acytosteliaceae. The record is from RefSeq and is a predicted model, not a curated record.